Molecule: messenger RNA, 1585 nt
Organism: Aspergillus novofumigatus IBT 16806
Lineage: Eukaryota; Fungi; Ascomycota; Eurotiomycetes; Eurotiales; Aspergillaceae
Product: PQ-loop repeat-containing protein
Exons: 3
Coding region: 257-1426 (389 amino acids)
Biological process (GO): basic amino acid transmembrane export from vacuole
Cellular component (GO): fungal-type vacuole membrane
Source: RefSeq, a predicted model, not a curated record
AGAGAGCUUGACGUUCCUAGACGGAGGUGAAGAUGAAUUUAUAAAUAUAUUAUUGGAAAGCAAGCCUUCUACAAGAGUGAAGUCCGACUUCUGAUCUACAUAACAUACAUAAGUCUUCGAAACGUCACACCCUCAUUUCCAGAUAAUAUUCGAGUUCGGCGUGCUGAUAACAUUUCCUUGUCUUUUAUAAGCAGUUCUUGAGUCGUCUGAGCGAAUUGGAUUUUGGUCCAAUUCCUCGGCUUCGUCCUCCUUGGACAUGUUUCCCUCCCAGGCUGGCAAUCUAGAUCUAGAUGCUCUGAGCGGUAUUUGCGGGUCAAUUUCCAUUGCCUGCUGGGUUGUUGUUUUCUCACCGCAGAUCAUUGAGAAUUUCCGUCGUGGCUCUGCUGAUGGACUCUCUUUACUCUUUCUCGUGGUCUGGCUAGCAGGGGAUGUUUUUAACAUCCUCGGUGCCGUCCUUCAGGGCGUGCUGCCUACAAUGAUCAUCCUUGCCGUCUACUACACCCUCGCAGACAUUGUUCUUUUGGGCCAAUGCUUCUACUACCGGGGAUUCACGCUGCGGGAUGAACUGUCUAGUCCCACUUCUCCCGCGGAGAUCAACACUGAAGAUGAGCCUUCGCAGACUAGAAAGGCAACUGAGCGUACCUCUCUACUUCCUCCCAAGUCUAACGGCCACUCACAUCACGUCCAAGCGCAAGAGCCUCACUAUCAGUCGGGCCAGGCGGGCCAAGCAGCAACAACUACACAAGUGCGACCGUUACCAUCGCAUUCAGACCACCGGCGACACUCUGCAACAUCCUUUCGGGAGAUUAUCCAUCCGAACGUCGACGGCACACAUCUGUCACCCGCAACACCCUUCAUUGAACCGACUUCUAAGAAAUCUUUGUCUGCUCGACGCAUUUCCACUCUUCAGACUGUCCUUUUUAACUUGACUACCGUUGCACUUGUCUGCGCUGCAGGAGUCCUGGGCUGGUACGUCAGCCCUAGCUCUUCUAAGAACGAAGAAUCAGACUUGCCUGGAGAUGACCGCGAUUCAUCCUCUCUUACUUUCGACACCCCAGGCCAGGUGUUCGGCUAUCUAUGCGCCGCCCUGUACCUUGGCUCGCGCCUGCCUCAGAUCCUUCUCAACUACCGGCGCAAAUCUACGGAAGGGGUUUCACUGCUAUUUUUCCUCUUCGCAUGUAUCGGCAACCUGACAUACGUACUGUCUAUCCUGGCUUAUUCCCCAGUCUGCAAGCGACACUCUGGCCACUCUCGCGACUGUCGCCCCGGAGAAGCCGCUGCGCUCUAUGGCCGAUAUGUGCUUGUAAAUCUGUCGUGGUUGAUAGGGAGCUUCGGAACUCUCUUGCUUGACAUGUGUAUUUUCAUUCAAUUUUUCUUGUACAAAGAAAACGGAGACGGGAUAGAUGAGAUCAGUCCGCGUGACUGACUGGGUGACUGAUAGCGAUACAAGUCGGGAAUGGAUCGAAAAAGGGCGCUUAGUGUGGAGUUCUUCCUAGGGUUUCCGCUGCUUGUUUUACUCAUUAUGAUACUCUGUCCGCAAAAUGUAUAUAUAGAGGUGAGAAAGAAGAGAAGGUUGUCAUAAGAU